Peniophora sp. CBMAI 1063 is the source of this 1707-nucleotide messenger RNA. The record is from the annotation of a GenBank genome assembly. Lineage: Eukaryota; Fungi; Basidiomycota; Agaricomycetes; Russulales; Peniophoraceae.
AUGUCGUCGGCCAACGACGCCGUUUCUCUACGCGCAGAGCUUAAGGGGUUCGAACGCGACUUUAAGGCGAAACAUGGCCACGCGCCGUCGGUGGACGACAUCAAGCAGGCUGGCUUCGCCGAACGCUAUAAACUAUACAAGAAGCUCUCGAAAGCGUCAUCUAGCAGCACAUCCAAUGUUGCAAGCUCGAGCAAGCCCCAUGCACCACAGCCACCGCCAACCAAGAGCAUCGUGCCCAGAUCGCGCGCUCAACCUGUCGAUACCGCCUCCGCCUCGAAUCCCUUCUCGCCCAGAAAAGACAAGUCGCAGCGCCGGGUCUUGGGAUCGCCCUCCCCAUCUCCCUCGCACAAGUUCCCCAAUCCUUUUGCCACUCCCGGCAAGGCCAAAUCCAAACCACGACGUGCUGUCUCGCCCGCGCCGCUCCCCGCACUUUCAUUCCUCGCGCCAGAACCAGAACCAGAACCCGAGUACCCCCCUCCGCCAAAGAACAAGACCAAUGGACACUCAAAGGCGUCAAACCCCGUCACUCGCGCUCGCAAACGCCUUCGGGGCGAACCCGUGUCACCCUCGCCCGUAAAGCCCAAACGUCCGCGUACAGAGGAUACAUCGCAGACCGUACUCCCCUUCCCCUCUCUCGCAUCCAUACAAGACGCCGAUAGCGAUGAAGAGGAUGAGUACGGUGGCGCAGACGCCAGCGCAAGUUUCGUCGAAGCCAGUCCGCGUAAAGGCGGCGCGCCGUUUACAUUGUUAUUUGAUGAUGCACCCGUGGAAUCCAUGCCGAUACCUUCGUCUGCGACUAUGAACAAGUCGCGAGUCAAGUCUGCGAGCCAGGGCCAAACCCUCUUUCGCUCGCGCACGCGAAGUCCUUCACGCUCAUCCGAUGACUUGCCCGCGCCUAUGCCCGCCGCCAAACCGAAACCACCCAAACGACGUGGUGGACCAGCUUUCUCGCUUGGACGCGGUGAUCUGUAUGAUGUGCUUCCCGGCGAAGCGCCGUCCUCUUCGUCCAAAGGAAAGGCAACCUCACGAUCGAGCAAACGCAGUACCCCGACUUCGACCCGCGGAGAUGAGGAUGGCGAAGGCAUGGAAGUGGACGCAUCCCCGCCUCCGCCCUCGUCUGACGCGGGCGAUCUCGACAUGGACCUCCUUCCCCCUUCUCCGCCUGCGAAAGACUCUGGAUCGACGUCAUAUAGGGGCAAGGGCAAAGGUCGCGCUUCUACUUCUCGCAAGAAGUCGAAGACCACUUCUACAGCCCAAGAGGAUACCGCAGACGAGAGCUCGGACGCUGCACCCGUCAAGAUAUCCGAUUCAUUUCUACACGGCCGGACUCAGGACGCGGACGACUCGGACGAGGAUAUGCAACCCGAACCUCUCUUUCGUCCCGGCGCACCGAUUGACAUGCCACCUUUUGAAAUGUCCCAGCAAAUGGCUCAGCCGUCUUCGCCGUCACAAGUACAGAUUGAAUACGCAGCGCCGCUCCCGGACGUAGCACAUCGAGCGAUGGACCUUGCGAGACCGGAAGGAGGUAGAGAAGGGGCGGAUAUCGUCGACGACGAGACCGUUGCGCACGGCAUCAUGUUCGGUGCCAGGAUGGGGUGGUACGAUGCGCAUCAUGGAGGCGAGGUGUGGGAUGCGGGUGAGUGGACAGAGGGUGAGAGUGAAGACUGGGAGAGCGAGCCUGUGCCAUGGGCUGCGGGCGAGCUGUAA